AGUAACCAAACCAGUACCAGAAAAUACGUUAGCUUCGAAGAAUCAGUCUCAGAAACAAGAAAAGAGUUAAAAGAGCUGUUCAAUAAUUCCUUCAUAACUGAUAUAGAGAGGGAGAGGAGUAACCAGUACCAGAAAAGUUAGUUGGUGAUACGUUAGCUUCGAAGAAUCAGUCUCAGAAACAAGAAAAGAGUUAAAAGAGCUGUUCAAUAAUUCCUUCAUAACUGAUAUAGAGAGGGAGAGGAGACAAACUGCUUUGAUGGAACAUAAUAGAGAGGUUGAAAUUGAUGGGAAUUCAAAUCCAAUUCAAAUAUCUCGCUUGGCCCUCGAUAUUGGAGGAUCUCUAAUCAAGUUGGUGUUUUUCUCGAGAAAUUCUGGGGAUGAUGAGGACCCACCAAAGGAUUUAGUUGGAGUUUCCAGUGGUGUUAAUGGAAGGCUUCACUUUGCCAAGUUUGAGACAGCCAAGAUCAAUGAUUGCUUACAGUUUAUUAGUGCCAACAAACUUCUCCUUGGUGGUGGUUUCCAGCCUCAAGAAAAUUGUACCAAUGACAGGAGCUUUAUUAAGGCCACAGGUGGUGGGGCAUACAAGUUCUCUGAACUUUUCAAAGAAAAGCUUGGCAUUAGUCUUGAGAAGGAAGAUGAGAUGGAUUGUCUUGUGAAGGGAGCAAAUUUUUUGCUUAAGGCAGUCAAUCAGGAAGCUUUUACAUACUUGAAUGGCUCGAAGGAAUUUGUGCAGAUUGACCAUAAUGAUUUGUAUCCAUAUCUACUUGUUAAUAUUGGAUCUGGAGUUAGCAUGAUCAAGGUGGAUGGAGAUGGAAAAUUUGAGCGAGUUAGUGGAACAAGUGUUGGUGGUGGCACUUUUUGGGGUUUGGGAAAGUUAUUAACAAAAUCCCAGAGUUUUGAUGAGUUGCUGGAAUUGAGUCAUCGGGGAGAUAACAGAGCUAUAGACACACUUGUUGGGGAUAUCUAUGGUGGGAUGGAUUAUUUAAAGAUUGGUCUCUCAUCUACAACUAUUGCUUCUAGCUUUGGGAAGGCAACUUCUCACAAUAAAGAACUCGAAGAUUAUAAACCUGAGGAUAUUUCCCGGUCUCUUCUAAGAAUGAUUUCCAAUAAUAUUGGACAGAUCUCUUACUUAAACGCACUUCGAUUUGGGCUCAAGCGCAUAAUUUUUGGAGGAUUUUUCAUCCGGAGUCACUCUUAUACUAUGGACACCAUCGCCGUUGCAGUUCACUUCUGGUCUAAAGGUGAGGCAAAAGCAAUGUUUUUGCGGCACGAAGGAUUUCUUGGAGCUCUAGGAGCAUUCAUGAGCUAUGAAACGCACAGCCUUGAUGAUUUGGUGGUUAAUCAAAUGAUGCCGCUCCCAGUGAAUGCAUCCCUGGGCACGGAUACAAAUUAUGAUCCACUGAAGGGGGAUUUAAAUGGGACCGAGAGCAUACAAUGCAGUGUCUAUCGAGCUUAGAUGUGGCUGUAACUUCCCUUCAUGUGCUUUGGUGUGACGGAAGUUUGUUUGUACCACCGGAAAUACUACAGGCCGAGGAAGUUCACAGACACUAGUGUAACAUGGUGAAAACAUCCUAGGACCAAUAAGUUUUAUAGAAAUAAUUUAGCACCUGUAGCCUAAAAGCAUCAGUGAAACGUUAAAAGAGAGUGACAGGUCAAAGUAAUGCUUGUUGCUUUCCCAGAUUAUUCAUGUAAUAUGUUCUCUUUAGCCUCUGUUGUAAUUUACAAAACUGAAAUCUGUAACUUCAUCCUUCAAUAAAAUCAAUUCGCGGAUCAAAUUUAACA
Messenger RNA from Populus nigra (black poplar), 1782 nucleotides. Its product is annotated as pantothenate kinase 1-like. NCBI's taxonomy places the organism in Eukaryota, Viridiplantae, Streptophyta, Magnoliopsida, Malpighiales, Salicaceae. The transcript has 10 exons. Gene Ontology annotation, molecular function: ATP binding; pantothenate kinase activity. Gene Ontology annotation, cellular component: cytosol; nucleus. Gene Ontology annotation, biological process: coenzyme A biosynthetic process. Bases 257 to 1456 code for a protein of 399 amino acids. The record is from RefSeq and is a predicted model, not a curated record.